AUGAAUUUAAGUGGAGGUAUCAACAGGUUAAAUUCAAGUACAAACAAUUAUAGAUACAGCGGUCAAUAUAGUGAAAGCGAUUAUGAUCAGUCAAUUGAUGAAACACCAUCAGAAAGUGGUGAUCAAGAACCAUCACAUAAAAUUCCAAUUUUAGAAUAUCCAUCAUUUCUCAGUCAACCAGGUGAAGAAAAACCAACUACCGAUAAUGAUGAGGAUUUAGAGAAUGUUAUUUCAAAUUAUUUAUUUUAUGAAAAAGAUGUUGAUGUUUUAACAGAAAGAUUAGGUAAAACAUUAUCGACAUUGGAAACUGAAAUGAUUGUUGGUAUUUUAGAUUGUAAUAAAGGUGUUAAUGAUAUUAUUGGUCAGUUAGCAGAUAAAGAUGGAACUCAUUUAACAGGUGUAACUGCAUGGAUCGAAUAUUAUAAUGAUAGACUUCAAGAAAUGAAAAGAUAUAUAGAACAUAUUGAAUCAAAGAAUAAUAAAAUGGAAAUUGUAUCAAGAAAUCAGAGAUCACUUUAUUCAGAAUUAAAUAACUUAAUAAAUUUAAUGACACUAGACGAAAAAACUAUUAAAACACUUAAUGCACCUCAAUUUAACGAUACACUUGGUUUAGAGCAAGCAAUUAAAGUAGCAAACGAAUUAAAGAGAGCAUUGACAACAAAAUUAAAAAGUGGUAUGGAAAAUAUGGUUGCUGUCAAAGACCAAAGAAAAGUUUUUGAAACCUAUAAAAUCUCAUUUGCAAGAAAAGUAGCCACAUUAAUCGAUAAUAUUUUUAAAGCACCCGAUAAAGAAACUACAAAACCAUCAAGUGAAGAAGAAUUCCCCGAUCAUAGUGAAUACUAUAGAGUUUUAAACCACUUUAAACCAUUAGUUCAUUGGCUAAAAGAAAUGGAUAAUGAAAAAUUUAUCCCAAUCGUUGCACUAUACAUCAAAGCAUAUCGUCCAACCUAUAAACACGAAAUUAAAGAUUUCUUUUCAAACUUACAACACUCUCUUAUCAAAGAAACCAAAGACCAAAAUGACUUUUUCUCUUCCUCCUCAUCGUCUAAAAAGAGUAUUGAUCACAACUCGAAUCCACCACAAACCCCAACAAAAAAAGAUCAAGGUAAAAAACGUACAGUCGAUAAACUAUUUAGAUAUGCUUUAUCGUGUUUAGAGAGCUAUAUAAUGGCAAAGCAAAACUUUGUAAAAGAUUUCUUCCUCUAUCAAGACCCUCCAAGAAUUGCAGGUCAUCAUCACCAUCAUCACCAUCACAGAUCCGAUAGAAAAGAUAGAAAAGACAAGAAAGAUAAAAAAGAUAAAAAAGAUAAAAAAGAAAAGAAAGAUAAAAAAGAUAAAAACAAAGAUUCAGAUUCUAUUGACCAGACAACAAAUGAUGAUACAUUAACCUCACCAAAUGGUGGUACCGCCACAUCACCAAAUAGCCCACCACAAGAAUCAGUAGAUGCACCAUUGGAUCUAAUUUUAUCAGAAAUGUUUGAUGGGGUAGUUGGAGAACUUUGCCAAUUAGUCGAAAAAGCCGAUCAAAUCAAUCCAUUUUAUCAUUUAACAAUGUUGGUCGAUACUGAGCAAUACAUUUCAGCCCAUUCAAACAAAGACUCUGAACACAGCUCAUUCCUUAUUAAAAUUCUCUCUGAGGUCCAAAAAUCAAUGAAAACCUUAUUCAACAAGUUUUUAGAUGUUCAAGUUGAUGCCAUUAAAUCAACUCAAGUAUCAUUAAAGAGAUGUGGUGUUUUAGCACAUUUUAAGAAUUUCCCAGUUUUUGUAAAAGAGAUUGAAAAAUAUAGAUCCAAAAACGAAGAGGAAUCAAUUACUUCAUUAAUCAACUCAUCAUACUUCAAAAUUGUUGUAAACCUAUUUAAUUGGUUGGAAGGUCUUGUUGAAAAAUUACCAGAUGAUGAAAAAACAGGAAAAUAUAAAUUUAUUUCAAAAUUAGAAAACUAUUAUUAUUUUACAUUAAAAAUGGAAGAGUUAAAUAUUAAAUGUUUAGAACAAUAUAGAGAAACAUCAAGUAACAAAUAUCAAGAAAAUUUAAAAAUUUAUAUAGAUUAUUUAAUAGAUUUGAAGUUUAAACCACUUUGGGAAUUUUAUUCUAAAAUGGAUGAAUUACUUUUAACCUUACCACCAUCAGAUAUUCAAUUUCAACAGUCACAUUCAAAACAACAAUUUAAAAAAAUUGUUGAGAAAUUCAAAACUGAAAAUAUUGAUAAAGGUUUAUUAAAAGCUUUAUUAAAUAUUCAAAAAAAUAUUUCCAAAGAGACAAAUUUAAUUCUUUUUGUUUGGGAACAAUUAGAAGAUUCAUUUAUCGAAAAAUAUGAUCACUUCCAAGAGAUUACCCAACAAUGUUAUAAUCAAACUAUGCCUGUAAACUCUGAUCAAAUCAGAGGUAUAUUUGCAAAUGUAUACAAAAAGAAUCCAAAUAAAAAAUCUUAA
Dictyostelium purpureum is the source of this 2433-nucleotide messenger RNA. RefSeq lists its product as uncharacterized. Gene Ontology annotation, molecular function: phosphatidylinositol-4,5-bisphosphate binding. Gene Ontology annotation, cellular component: plasma membrane; exocyst. The record is from RefSeq and is a predicted model, not a curated record. Lineage: Eukaryota; Evosea; Eumycetozoa; Dictyosteliales; Dictyosteliaceae. Bases 1 to 2433 code for a protein of 810 amino acids. Gene Ontology annotation, biological process: Golgi to plasma membrane transport; exocytosis. The transcript has 4 exons.